AACCAUGGGCGAGAAAAUAGAAGACUGUGUGUCUAAACAAUGCGUUUUGAAAUGGUAAUCAGUGGUCGACUUCAAUAAGUAAAGGAGAGCCAGAGGAAAGAGUGCUGGACUUCAACACCAAAACCCCGUCGGACCGGCAAGUCCUUCGGAUCCGCCAUGGCUUCCGCGAUGAGAAUCGUUAUCGGAUUACUUACACUUGUUACUAUCGGAAUGAUUGUCGGAUCUUUGCUUCAAUUGGCAUUUAUUCGUAAUUUGGAAGAUUCAUAUGGCACUGGGCUUCCUUCAUUUAGAAGAACACUUGGGAGUCAGAAUGUUGGUGGGAGUCAAUUGUCUACAGUCAUAUCUGGUUGGGCGAAUGACAAAGAAGCUGCACUUCUACGCAUUGGAUAUGUCAAACCUGAAAUAGUUAGCUGGUCUCCACGAAUCAUCGUGUUCCAUAACUUUUUAAGCACCGAGGAAUGCGAUUAUCUUCGAGCAAUAGCCAAGCCCCGUCUUCAGAUCUCAACAGUCGUGGACGCGAAAACUGGGAAGGGAAUCAAGAGUAAUGUUCGGACUAGCUCAGGCAUGUUUUUGAACCAUGCAGAGAGGAAAUAUCCAAUGAUACAGGCAAUUGAAAAACGAAUUUCUACAUAUUCUCAAGUUCCAAUCGAAAAUGGAGAGCUCAUUCAAGUGUUAAGGUACGAACCAAAUCAGUUUUACAGACCCCAUCAUGACUACUUCUCUGAUACUUUCAACUUAAAGCGUGGUGGUCAAAGAGUAGCGACCAUGUUGAUGUAUUUAACUGAUAACGUUGUAGGGGGAGAAACUUUUUUCCCUAUGGCUGGUUCAGAUGAAUGCAGCUGUGGUGGAAAAAUGGUCAAGGGACUUUGCGUUAAACCGAAUAAAGGAGAUGCCGUGCUUUUCUGGAGCAUGGGACUUGACGGAAAAUCAGACCCCGACAGCAUUCAUGGCGGUUGCGAGGUUCUUUCUGGAGAAAAGUGGUCUGCAACAAAAUGGAUGAGACAGAAACCUACUUCCUGAAAGGUUAUUGCAAAUUUAUUAAGGUAUGUACAAGUAUAGCGUCAAAUUUCUAACUUAAGAAACUCAUAUACACAAGUAUUGGGGAACCUUGUAUCAAUUCUAUUCUCAAAAUUAGAUGAUAUGAUUAAGCCAAGUUAUAUGUCUAUUUUUGUAAUGGUGGAUCUUUGGAACAACUUGUGCACACCUGUUCUAAUCCUAUGGGCUCUGAAGUUAACAG
Cynara cardunculus var. scolymus (artichoke) is the source of this 1237-nucleotide messenger RNA. RefSeq names its product prolyl 4-hydroxylase 1. The transcript is spliced from 12 exons. Gene Ontology annotation, biological process: peptidyl-proline hydroxylation to 4-hydroxy-L-proline. The coding region runs from base 157 to 1020 and encodes 287 amino acids. The record is from RefSeq and is a predicted model, not a curated record. NCBI's taxonomy places the organism in Eukaryota, Viridiplantae, Streptophyta, Magnoliopsida, Asterales, Asteraceae. Gene Ontology annotation, cellular component: endoplasmic reticulum. Gene Ontology annotation, molecular function: L-ascorbic acid binding; iron ion binding; procollagen-proline 4-dioxygenase activity.